UAAUUUUUAGUAUCAUACACAUGUAUCUCAAACACCCCACCUAUUGUUACUGUAUGUAGUCCACCGUAGUGACUCACACCUCUGCGGGGCUUAUCUUCGUAGACUCUCACCGCCGCCCGAUCCCAGACUGCCAUCGGUAUUUACAACGAAAAUUUUCAAUCGUUUUCCGCACAUCCUGACUUACGCACGUCGUGCCGUCCGCAAACCAUUUUUGUUACGUGUCUUCCCGACAGACGUCCGAGAAGACAUUUUUCCUUGCAACCUGUUACUUUUUAAGACUUCAAAAUUAGCGAAUCAAGUAUGUCACGGAAAACGGCAGUGAGGAGGGCAACCACAAAGAAACGGGCGCAGCGUGCCACGUCUAAUGUGUUUGCCAUGUUUGGGCAGGCACAGAUACAAGAAUUUAAGGAAGCAUUUAAUUUGAUAGAUCAAAAUCGUGAUGGGUUUAUUGAUAAAGAAGAUUUGCAUGAUAUGUUGGCUUCUUUAGGCAAAGACCCAACUGACGACUAUUUGGAAGGUAUGAUGAAUGAUGCACCUGGCCCAAUUAAUUUCACUAUGUUUCUUACAUUAUUUGGCGAAAGACUUCAAGGUACAGAUCCGGAAGAUGUAAUUAAAAACGCUUUUGGUUGCUUUGACGAAAACAAUGAAGGUGUUAUUAAUGAAGAACGUCUCAGAGAACUUUUAGUUACUAUGGGAGAUAGAUUCACAGAUGAAGAUGUUGAUGAAAUGUAUCGUGAAGCUCCUAUUUCAAAGGGGAUGUUUAAUUACAUAGAAUUCACACGUAUUUUGAAACAUGGUGCAAAAGAAAAAGAUGAAGUUUAACUUUUUUUUUUUUUUACUUGCAUAUCACUUUA
Sipha flava (yellow sugarcane aphid) is the source of this 854-nucleotide messenger RNA. RefSeq names its product myosin regulatory light chain sqh (gene sqh). Lineage: Eukaryota; Metazoa; Arthropoda; Insecta; Hemiptera; Aphididae. The transcript is spliced from 4 exons. Gene Ontology annotation, biological process: post-embryonic development; locomotion. Bases 301 to 822 code for a protein of 173 amino acids. Gene Ontology annotation, molecular function: myosin heavy chain binding; calcium ion binding. Gene Ontology annotation, cellular component: cytoplasm; myosin II complex. The record is from RefSeq and is a predicted model, not a curated record.